UCCUCCUACUGUACCGCAUUAGUAGAUUGGCUUACAGUAUGAAAACCACCUCAGCCUAAAAACUCAUUCAGUUCCUGUUUUGCAGCACAUGCUCUCUGACUCUCUAGUCAGGAGGGUCUAUUUUUGAAAAGCACCAACACAGGAGGAUGUGGUCUUUGUAUUUCUACCCUCCGCUGCUGCUGUGGUUCAGCUGUGAUCUAAUCUGGGAUGAUCUAGGACACUGAUAACUGCAGUAGAUAGAAGAUGAUGCCAAAGAUGGAGCAGAGCUCGUGCACGGAGGAUCGUAUCCAGCAUGUCCUCGAGCGUUGCCUCUGUGGCCUGGGUCUCGACACGCCUGACAAACAACUCUGGAACGCUGGGCUGUGCAUAAACCGCUGGUGUUUGGAGGAACUUGUGAAGAGAGAUCCCCACAACUUCCUCAUCCUUCUACAGAAAAUACUGAAGAAAACAAAGGAGGUGCUAGAUCAGUGUCGGUAUGAGCUGGUGGUGCCCCUCACUCUCCUGUUCUCUUCAACCCUCCUUAAAGCUCCACAUGUGGCUGCAGACUGUGACAUGCUGCAGGAGGCCUACCUGUUGUUCCAUAGUUUCCUGGCCUGGCCUGAGCCCUGCAGCUCAGCCAGUAAACGCCUGCUGAAUAUCAUCCAGAAGGAGCUCAGAGCACCAGGUAUUUCAUUUCAAAGACUGGUGAGGUCAGAGCAGGGUAUUUCCCCUGAGAUUCACUGCUCCAAAACCAUCACGGUGCUGUUAGUGAGCCCAGAUGAGGACGUCCCUCCAGAGGUCCUGUCUGUCUCGGAGCAGCUGAGCAGCACCAAGCACUCCAGCAGCAGAGAAGUCACCACCGUCCUCAUCCUGCACGCCUUUCAGGCCGCUCUGGGCACCGAUCACGACAUGCAGGGGCUCCACGCCGUCCUGCAGACAAAGCAGCCAGAGGAGCUGGAGCAGCUGAUGGAGGCAGUGACUGACCGCAUGGAGACAGCGGCCUCUACAGCAGAUCUCAGUGCUGCUAGACAAGGUCUACGACACAGCAUGGAGAGGAUCAGAGAGAGCCUCGCUGUUCCUGCUCUAGCUGAUGGUUGCCCUGAUACUGGGGCUGUUAAAACUUUCACGCUGCCCUUCCCCAAAUGUCACACAUGCUCCUGGGAAAACGACAACUUUGAUGUUCUGAAUGGCAUUCUCGCAAGCCAGUUCGACCUGGACUCACUUUCAGACUGCUUCCUGAAAACAGAAAUGGACGAGGACAAUAAUAAUGACACCAGUGUGGAUGAGGAUGACGAGGUGGAGGGAAACAAAAUGGACCACGAGUUUCAGAACCACCGUAUCUCCACUGCAUCCUCUUCCUCGAGGGACUCUAACUACUCUCUCUCCUCCAGCUGGUCUGCCUCCAUGCUGUCUGGCUCAUCAGGCUUUGAAAGUGACUUCAGUGAAGAGACAACACACGAGGACACUGACAGCCAACCAAAGCUUAGAAAGAAACCCAAAAAGAAGUCCAGAUCCAUCUUAGGCGUGGAACGCUUCUCCUUGCUUUUCAAGAGCCCGAGCAUUUGCCGCCGUGUCCACAGUAUGGGCUACCGUAGUGACAUUAUCAAAGACUUCCAGAGAACUGUCUCACAGCUCAAACACCCUCUGCACGCACCCACUGCCGCCCCGGAUCCUCUUUCCCCCCGGAAGCACAUGUGCGUCCGCAGGAGGCCGAUCCUGAGCUGCGACGAAGGCGACGUGGUAGAGGUGCCGACCCUGGUCAAAGUGGUGGUGUUUGGAGGUGACAAAGAAGCCGGCAGGCUGGCCAGGGCGUACAGCGACCUGCAGCAGAAAGAGAGUAAAUGUCCCCGACUCACCAAGACGUGCAAACUGCAGUUUUACUUUGUUCCCACCAAAAGGAGAACUAUAGGAAGCACAGGAGGAGGACACACACUGGCUGAAGGGCCGACAGGAAGUUCAACCAAAGCUGCUGCCUCUGUGGAGUGUAAUGGCAGCGUGCUGGAGGACAGUACCACUGAUAUAGCCCAGAUGUUGGGCAUGAUCGACCCCUGGUACGAGAGGAACGUCCUCAGUCUGCUCAGCCUGUCCUCUGACGUCCUUUGUCAGACAGCCUGUAAGGAAGGCGAUGAGUCAGUGAGCAGCGGCAGCGUGGAGAGUCUUCCACUGCUGGCUGACUUGGUGCUUUAUUACUGUCGACAUGCAGACCAGCCUGUUCUGGUGCAGCUCUACCAGGCCGAGCUGACCCUGGCUGGAGGAGAGAAGAGAAGGGAAGUGUUUAUUCACUCUCUUGAGCUCGGACACUCUGCUGGAACCAGAGCCGUUAAGGCCAUGGGUUCUGCAAGCAAAAGGUUCGGCAUUGAUGAAGAGCGUGAGGCUGUCCCUUUAACACUAAGUGUUGACUACAACAGGGUGGCUGUCAGCGGGAGGAGUCAGUGGACCCACACAGAGAUGGUUUGCACGUCAAUAAAUCUUCACAAAGCCUGCAGGAAACCUGAGCAGCUAGAUUCAAGAAUAGAAAGUCUGCAGCUGACAAUGACAGAAGUCCUGAAGAGGCAGGGCUCCAAGUCUAAAAAGGGCUACAACCAGCACAUCUCCAUAUCAGAGGAGAAGGUGGACACGGUGCGGGUGAACGGUGGAGAAGAUGGGACAACUUUCGCUGUGUGUCUGGAUCAGGAUGAGAAGAAGUUCAUCCAAAGUGUCACCAGGUGUGAGGUGUCUCUGUGCUGUAAACCAGGAAGCAGUUCAGACUGGAGGUCCUACAAGCCCUCACCUGGCCAAGUCCAGCCUCUGCACCCGUCCUACUGCUCUCUGCUCUGCCUCCCCAUCACCUCUUUCUCUGCCUCAUAUCCCUGACACACUUUUUUUCUAUACUGAACCAAUCCACUGAUGUUUAAACCAAAGCAACGCGGGCUGCAGAAUGUAGAUACUGAACAGUAACACAGUACUCAUAAUUAGGCUGACACACACAUUAACCCACAUAUAUUUCAGGUUUGUCCUGUAGCUGAUGUGUCACAUUGUAAUUAGAAGAAGGGGUGUGACUGAAUCUGCAGAGCAGGGCUUGUGUCAAUUAUCUGCUGUCAGUAGCAUAAAACUGAUUACUUGAUUACUACUGAGUACGUUCUGUUGAUCCAUGACAGAGUUAAACUCCUUUUUUUCUUUUUCUUUUUUAAAAAGUGUUGUAAAAUAAGCUAUUUAUUUUGAAGCAAUAGCAUUGAAAACAUUUUUUUUUCUUUUUUACAUUUUUCAGAAAAUAGGUUUCAUUGUGUUUUUAUACGUCACACAAUCACAAUAAAAUCAUACCUCAAUUGGUCA
This is a messenger RNA of Sebastes umbrosus (honeycomb rockfish), 3291 nucleotides long. Its product is annotated as phosphoinositide 3-kinase regulatory subunit 5-like. Gene Ontology annotation, molecular function: 1-phosphatidylinositol-3-kinase regulator activity. Lineage: Eukaryota; Metazoa; Chordata; Actinopteri; Perciformes; Sebastidae. The record is from RefSeq and is a predicted model, not a curated record. Gene Ontology annotation, cellular component: phosphatidylinositol 3-kinase complex, class IB. The coding region runs from base 244 to 2832 and encodes 862 amino acids. Gene Ontology annotation, biological process: positive regulation of MAP kinase activity; G protein-coupled receptor signaling pathway. The transcript has 18 exons.